Colletotrichum lupini is the source of this 771-nucleotide messenger RNA. RefSeq lists its product as uncharacterized. The coding region runs from base 1 to 771 and encodes 256 amino acids. The record is from RefSeq and is a predicted model, not a curated record. NCBI's taxonomy places the organism in Eukaryota, Fungi, Ascomycota, Sordariomycetes, Glomerellales, Glomerellaceae. The transcript has 8 exons.
AUGGACAAAAUUACCCAGGCAAUCUGGAUUCCGAAGGGAAGGGAGAAUGCUUCGCCGGCAAUCAACUCGAUUCUUUGGGUGCCGUUAGCGCGGAAGAGUGCCGGUCUGAUAAGCAACCCUGCGUUCCAGAGAAAUGCGCUCAAUAUCCAGCCAGCCAGCUUUCGCAGUGGCUGGCGUGGUCACCGAUGGGAACCACAUCGCGUCUCGAAGUCUAGAUCGACCAUUCCAUCGGGGACGACGUCUCCCCUCGAGCUCACCACAAAGAAGAGUGCAAUCACUUGCUCGGCAAGCUGUAUGAAGAAUCAAAAAUGGUUCACGCUUCUUGGGGCCCGUCGUGCCUGUCACCUCUUCAUGAUUGGUGUGGAACGUAUCGUCUACGCGAACAUGGCCGCAUCCGGCGAUUCUUACGCCACCGCCGCCUCCAACUCUCGCCAAGCUAGAUGCGGCUGGAUGCUAUUACCUCAGCAAGACUCAAGCCUCUCCGAGUCGGCGAAUCCAGUCGGCCGGGGCGCACCAAACUAUCCGGCCCUGCUUGUUCUCUCGAUAGCCAGCCACGCGGAGAGGCUUGUCAAUUCUCAAACCGCGCCAUUCGGGCGGGCGCUGGAAUACCUUCAAAGUCCGCGUCACACAUUAUUCCCGUUCGGACUUUGUUUGAGGUUUUUGGGUGUCGUUAAUCUUUGCACAUCACCCAUGUCCUUGGCACGAUCACUUCUGAAUCAGAUUUACGGCAUCGAAAUUGGUUUGGGAAAGAACAAUGCCAUAGACCGUUGA